AUGGCAUCAAAGCCUGUCGUCAGGAGGCCGACCAAGUUCGCCCACGUCGUCCUUCGCACCAAUGCUGACAACUUCCAAAAGAUGGUACAAUUCUACAAGGACUUCCUAGGGGCCAGUGCCGCCUUUGAAAACGAUUUUCUGUCUUUCCUCUCGUACGACGAUGAACACCAUCGCAUUGCCAUCGCUGGCAUUCCGGGAACCGCACCGAGAAAUCCCAAGGCCUGUGGAUUGGAGCAUACGGCCUUCUCUUUCGACACUCUGGAGGACCUCCUCGAAGCCUAUCGACAACGAAAAGAAUUAGGCAUCUUACCAAUAUGGAGCGUCAAUCACGGACCGACGACUAGCAUAUACUACGCCGACCCGGACGGCAACCAGAUUGAGACUCAAGUUGACAACUUCGAGACUUCUGCGGAAGCGACACAGUUUAUGAUGUCCAAGUAUUUCGAAGAGAACCCAAUUGGCACCGACUUCGACCCAGAAGAGAUGAUCGAGAAGCUACGAAACGGGGUCAGUCCCGAGGAAUUGAAGAAACGAGUCGAGAUUGGCCCCCGCGGCAUUCUGAUGCAGUGA
This is a messenger RNA of Fonsecaea nubica, 570 nucleotides long. RefSeq lists its product as hypothetical. The transcript has a single exon. NCBI's taxonomy places the organism in Eukaryota, Fungi, Ascomycota, Eurotiomycetes, Chaetothyriales, Herpotrichiellaceae. The coding region runs from base 1 to 570 and encodes 189 amino acids. The record is from RefSeq and is a predicted model, not a curated record.